GCAUGUUCCAGCCCAGAAAGCAGGAGCCACUGUGUCUGAAAAGAGGGGUCAUUGAACCAAUUAAACACACGUGUGAAGCCUCAAUGAUCCCCGACACAUGGAACUAUAAAGGACAGAGAGUGAAAGACGUCCGCUUCGAUGCAAAAGAGCCUGACAAUGACUGUGUUGUGAGCCACAUAAUCAGAUUGAGAGGAAAACUGGGCUGGUCCACUGAGAUUCCUGACAGGAGAAUAGCAAAAGCAUGCACACAGAACAUACAGGAAAUCCCUGAGGGGACUAAAAAGGAUCCUGGAGAGUAUGUGUACUGUCUGAUGAGGAACAGAGGUGACCUCAAGAUCCAGCCCAACCCCUAUGAUCUUCAGGUGGUUUCUGUCCAGAUAGCUAAACAGAGCUGUCAGUACUGGACCGUCAGCGCUUCAUGCAUAUUCAAGGUGUCUGUUUUGGAGGACAGAAGUGGUGAAAUCAUGUCUGUAAUAGACUGGCUUUCUGAAAGAGAACUGUUUUUCAAAAUCUUCAAGUUGCCAUUGUUUGCAAAAUUCAGAAUUUGGAAGGCAUUUACAAUCUGGAAGGUCACAGUAUGCCACUCAAAGACCAAAAAAGCUAAGGAAAUAUUAUCCAAAGGUCUUUUUUUUACUGAUGACAUCUUCUUGAGAUGUCUGGUUGAAAUCAAAGGACUUUUUGAGAUGGCCAGUGACAAGACAAGAUAUGGGGAUUCUGACGGUGCCAUUGUUUUAACAAAGUUGGAUAAAUCCACCACAUACUCCUUGAUAGGCUUCUGUGAGGCCCAGACCCAACAAUGUGCUGUAGCACUGAGACAACUUCACUGCCUUCACCACAAAGUUGCCACUUUGAUUCGCGCAGCUUGUCUGAAGGCAGCAGAGGUCCACGGUGCAGAGAGACUGUUCCUCCCUCUGUCCUCUCAGUCGACCAACAGGCCGCUGUAUGCUGAGGUGGCUGAGUGGCGGAUCCUCUUGUGUCGCUUCAGCCACUUCCUCAACCUGAUAGACAGAAUGUUUGAAGAGAUGCUCUGUGUCUUGGUCAGAUCUGCAGUUCAACUCCUUCUGUUGUUCCUCCGAGAGUCCUCUAACACUAAUGGAGUGAAAGAGAGAAGACAAAAGACAAAAAAAAUGGCAAGGAUGGAUGCAAGUGGACCUUACAUAAAUAUUUUCAAAGAGCCAACUGGUCGUAAUGCGGCGCAUAAACUUUCUUCACACAGCCAAGGCCGACCACAGCUUGUUAACAAGAUGCUACCAGAUUUUAAAAGGGAAGAGCCUAAAGAAGAGAUCCAGGCUGUAUUUGAAGUGAACGUCCUGCUUACAGUCACACCUGUGAACCAGCCAAUGACAGAUGAUGUCUCAGCCAAAGGGACAGCCACAACAGAGCUCCACUCUGAAGUCGACACAAAAGAUACAGAGAAAGAUAAAGAGGUUUCCCGUGAGGAGACUCCAUGGCGUUCGCCCAGCAAACGAGUGAAGCUAACCAUCUAUCCCUGUCUUGAUGACUUCACACUGCACAUUCAACAGGUGCUACAAGGAUUUGAACAAGUCAUUGCCAAACAGACAUCCUUCAACCAAGACCCUAACCUCCUGGACUUGCACUCGCCCCCUGUGUUUGACCUGAAACUGUCUGUUGACGAGGAGCUGGAGAAGGAAAGAGACCAACAUCUCCGACCAUGGCCUGAGCUGGAGCUGUUACUGGGGACAGAUCCCGCUUUCCAGUCUGAUCUGUCGGACAUCCUCAGUACCGUCCAGCGAGGGAUGCAGGGAGUGGAGAAGCACUGUCAGAGGCUAGAGAAGUUCUGUGAUAUGGUGGAGACAGCCAUGUUGACUGACAUGGAUGGGUUCUUGGCCGGGGAGAAAUGGUCUCCCCAGGAUAUCAAGGCCAUCUUGGCGGUGCACACAGAGAGCAUCAGGCUAAUGAAAAGGAUAGAGACUGAGACCCGUGUCAACAUGAUCCUGGUCAGGUGUCACCAGUACCAGUCAAACUGCCUGCCCUACCCAGAGGCUCUCAUCUUUACCAUUCACUCCAUGCUCCCCUCCAUUGUAAAGAAGAAGAAUCUGGAACUGAUGGAGGUGAUCAGAGGAGCUCUUAAAAAGCUGGAUAAAGACAUUUUUACAGUGGAAGAGUUUGUUGAGCAUCUGACCUUCCUGAGUCGGAUAUCUGUGCAGAUUCCAACUCUGGAAAGACAGUAUCAGUUCCUCAUCCAGCUCUAUAGUAUGGCUAAAGAGUACCAGAUCACUAUCUCUCCUGAGGAGCUGGCUUUGUACCAGCACCUCGUCCCCAGCUUCCAGCAUCUCAAAUCCACUGUCAUGAUAUGUGAAACCAAGAGGGAUGACAACAUCUUCAAGUUCAGCGUUGAUCUGGGCAAACACUUAAAUCAACUCAGAUAUGAGCUUGUUCUGGUUAAAAUGAAGGUGAACAAUCCCAUCCUGCUUUGCUCCUAUACGUCUCCCAAAGUGGCCAAUGAGAUCCUCCAGGCUCUCUCGGAGGAGGUGGCCAUCUACUCCAAUAAGGCAUACAGCUACACUAGCUACGGAGAGCUCCUGAGAAACUCUUUUUCUAUGAAGAAGAUCUCCACUGUGGUCCGCAUGAAGCAGGGCCGUGGUUCUAACGCUGCCGAAGUGGAGGCAGAGCUGUCUGAGGUGGACUAUGCCCUGACGCUGAGGAAGAUGCUCUGGGGGAUGCAGAAGGAAUGGGAUAAACACUACAGCCGUUGGAGAACCACCACCUUCGAGCUGCUCAAUGUGGACGAUCUGCAAAAUGAUGUCAGCCGCUUUACACAGACCAUCUACAUGUUAGAGAAAGGUUUACCUGAAAACAACAUAGUUCCCAUUCUGAAGCAGAAGGUGAUGGACUUCAAGCUUUGUCUGCCCAUCGUCCUGGCUCUCAGGAACCCUUAUCUCCGUCAGAGACACUGGGAAGACAUCCAGAGCUAUAUCGGACAAUUCUUCACCAAAGAGGAUAACUUCACCCUUGGAAACCUAUUAGACAUAAAGAUUCUUCAGCAAAGUGGUUCGAUAGGGGACAUCUCCACUACUGCCACCAAUGAGGCCACUUUAGAGAGCAUCCUGUACAAAGUGAUCGACCUGUGGAGGAACACAGACUUCCGUCUGAUCACCCACCAAUCUGACGCAUCCACGGUGAAAAUCAUCGCCUCGGCAGACGACGUCAUGGCACAGCUGGAAGAGAGUCAGACCACUAUCAUGAGCAUCAAGGCAUCCCGCUACGCUGAGCCUAUCAAGUAUCUGAUAGAUGAAUGGGAGAGGAAGCUGAACCAGUUCUCACAUACCCUGGAGGAGUGGGUCAUGUGUCAGAAGAGAUGGCUCUACCUGGAGCCUAUCUUCUCUGCUGGAGGGAUUCAGAGGCAAGGCAGCUAUUGUAGUUUUACCUGUGUGUGUUGUAUACAGCUCCCAGCGGAGGCCAAGGUGUUCCUGCAGGUGGAUCAAUCAUGGAAGGAGAUCAUGAGGAGGACAGAUGACAGGCCUAAUGCCCUGAGAGCAGCUACCGCCCCUGGGGUCCUGGAGAUGCUGCAGGCUGGCAACGUCCACCUGGAAAAAAUACAGAAAUGUCUGGAGGAUUAUUUUGAAUCCAAAAGAUCAGUUUUCGCAAGAUUCUACUUCCUCAGCAAUGAGGAACUACUGGAUGUUCUGUCACAGAGCAAAAAUCCCAACGCCAUUCAGCCUCAUCUUGUAAAAUGCUUCAGCAACAUCCGUCACCUGAACAUCCAGGAACAAGCUAGGAUUCACCAUGUGGUGGCAAGCAUACGUUCAGCCGAGGGUGAAACUGUGACCAUGCCAAAAAAUGUUCAAAUACGUGGGCCAGUGGAGCAAUGGAUGGGAAAUGUGGAAACAGCAAUGUACAACACAGUGAAAAGGCGCUUGAAGAUAGGAGUGUCAGAAUGGAAUCCUCAGAACUUUAAGAAAUGGGUCCUCUCUCACCCCGGACAGGUCGUUCUCACCGUGACCCAGAUCAUGUUCACUAAGGACUGCCAGGAAAGCUUCAGCAGUGAGAGGCAGCUGGAGAGCAUGGUGGUGGUGAAGCAGCAGGUGAUCCACAAUGUGGAGGAGCUGGCUGACCUUGUGUCCGAGCCCCUGCCCUGUCACCAGCAGGCCACCCUAGAGGCCCUGCUCACAAUCCUGGUUCACUGUAGAGACAUCCUCAGCCAUCUCCUCCAGAACCGCAUCACCAGUGUCGACGACUUCGAGUGGACAAGGCAGCUUCAAUAUGUCUGGUAUGACAGCACCUCUCUGUGUUACGUGGUCCAUGCCCAGGCUUCCUUCAUGUAUGGCUACGAGUACCUGGGCUGUUCUCCUCGACUGGUCAUCACGCCGCUCACUGACCGAUGCUGGCUGACCCUCACCGGGGCCUUGAGCCUCCAUCUGGGGGGCGCACCCGCCGGACCCUCUGGAACAGGCAAGACAGAGACCGUCAAGGACCUGGCCAAGGCGCUUGGAAAGUUCUGUUUAGUACUGAACUGCUCUGACAGUCUAGACUAUAAGAUGAUGGGGAAGCUGUUCUCUGGCAUGGUGCAGUCUGGUUCCUGGUGUUGUUUUGAUGAGUUUAACCGUAUCAACGUAGAGGUGUUGUCAGUCAUCGCUGCUCAGCUUCAGUCCAUUAAGGCUGCCAUGCAUAGUCACAGUUUACGGUUUAUGUUCGAGGGAAGAGAUAUCCGACUGAACGCCUCAUGUGGAUUCUUCAUCACCAUGAAUCCAGGUUGCAAAGGUCGAGUGGAUCUCCCUGACAACCUAAAGUCCCUGUUCCGGCCUGUCUCUAUGAUGGUACCUGACUUUGACCUGAUUGCUGAGAUCAUGUUGUUCUCUGAGGGCUUCAAAUCAGCCAAAUCACUGUCCAGGAAGAUCGUCAACCUCUACCAGCUCGCCAGCAAGCAGCUGUCUCAGCAGGACCAUUAUGAUUUUGGAAUGAGAGCCAUAAAGUCAGUGCUAGUUCUCGCGGGUCAGAAGAGAAGAUUUGCAGCGCUGUCGUGUGGCCUGACACCAGAGGACGAAUGCUACGUUCUGAUCUGUGCUUUACAAAACUCUAACUUACCCAAGCUGGUUCCUGAGGACGUUCCUCUGUUUAAAAGCAUCAUGGAGGAUCUCUUCCCCGGCGUCGUCAAUCCCAAAACUAUCCAUCCUCAACUAGAGAUCGCCAUAGCUAAGGCUACAGAGAUUCUUGGAUUUCAACAAUGGCCAAAUCAAGCAGAGAAGGUUACACAGCUGUAUAGCCAGAUUUUGGCUCGAGGAGGGGUGAUGUUGAUUGGUCCUACCGGAGGAGGGAAGACAACAGUGAGACUCAUCCUGCAGCAUGCUCUACACCUGCUGCCCUCUCUGUCUGAAGUCCACAGGAGGACCAACGUCUUUAUGGAGUUGGCACCGAGUUCAGAGGUCCACGUGGAAAGCUUCACCAUCAACCCCAAGUGUGUGAGCUUUGGAGAGUUGUACGGUCAGGUAGACCCCAACACUCUGGAGUGGUCAGACGGCCUGUUCGCUUCUGCAGUCAGAACCUACGCUAAAGAACUCUUCGAACAAGACAACAAGACUUCCAAAGACAGCGAGAGCAGGAACACCUCUUCAGAUGUUUUGAGUGACUCCACUACACCCUUACCUCCCAGCAGUUAUCAACAUAACUUCAUGGUUGACAACUGGCGUUGGAUCAUAAUGGAUGGCCCAGUGGAUAUCCUGUGGGUCGAGAACCUGAACACUGUGUUGGACGACAACAAGACGCUGUGCCUGGUGAACGGAGAGAGGAUCAGCCUGCCAGAUGGCAUUAGGUUCCUGUUUGAAGUGGAUACUCUCAGCCAGGCCACCCCCGCUACCAUCAGCCGCUGUGCCAUGGUCUACAUGGAUCCAGUUGACCUGGGCUGGAAGCCGUACGUGAGGCGCUGGCUGUCCCAGCUGCCCAGACAGCUGAGCAGAGAGGGAAGAAACCACAUCCAGCAACUCUUUGACAACAGCAUCACCCAGGGGCUGAACUUUGUCAAGAAGCACCAGAAGCUGCUCAACUUCCAGAUCCCGGAGAUGUCCACAGUCAUGACCGUCUGCAGCAUCCUGGGGGCUCUCAUUAACUUCAUGCAGGGGAAUGGUGGCCUGGGACUAAAUCUUGAGACAUUGUCAGAGGAAGACAUUGGGAAGACCUCUGCAGACAAUGAGUCCACAGGAAAAGGGGAGGAUAACAAAUGGUUUCUACAGAAAAACCCAGAAAAACUCACAAUUCUUCUUGGGAAGCUGUUUGUCUUUUCAUACGCCUGGGCAGUGGGAGGAGUCCUAAACCAUGUAGAUGACUAUGAUGAUUCCCCAUCUGCUACUAAAGACAAAAGCUGUAACCUCGUCAAUGUUGCACACGCAUUCAAAAACCUGAUCCACAAGUUGUUUGAAGGCGCACCUUGCGGUGUGUCUUUACCAGCGGGGAAUCGUAUGAUCUUCAACUACUUUGUGGAUCUACAGACAGGUGCCUUCGUUUCCUGGGAUGAGUUGGUUCCUAGCACCGAGAGUCUUAUACGCAAAGGACUGAACACAUCCUCAGGUUCUGAAUCAUUGCAGUUGGGAGGAGCCCUGGGAGAGUCUAACACAACAGAUACCACCAGCUUUCUGAGAUCAGGCCCCAUCUGCAGCAAUGAUACUGUCCGCUACUCCUUUCUAAUGAGCCUGCUGCUGCUCAACAAACAACCAGUACUUCUCACAGGGGAUUCUGGAGUUGGAAAAACCAUUCUCAUCCAAAGCAUUCUAAAGAAACUACAGAGAGAAGGAGGAGAAAUGGUGAAUCAAGGGACUAUGCUGGGACGAGUGUUUCUACACAACCAAUCCAAGACAGCCAGCCUGCUGGAGGAUGUUAACCUGCUGACAGCUGUGUUUGGGGGAGAUGCAGAUAAGUCUACAGACGGUGAUUCAUUAAGUGGCUUGUUAAGCAGCAUGCCGUUUGGAGUGUUGCACAGGAUGCGUAGUCCCAGCCAUACCUCAGAAUCCUCAGGAAUCCUGACCUGCACCCUCCAGUGCACUGCUCGUACAACCACUGCCUACAUACAGGCACACAUGUUACAAAACCUCGUCAAGAAAGGCAAAAAUAUCCUUGGUGCACCCAAAAAUAAGUCUGUCUUGGUGUUUGUAGAUGAUUUGAACAUGCCAACACUUGAUAGUUAUGGCGCCCAGCCUUCCAUGGAGUUUAUUCGCCAGUUCAUCGAGCUCCAGGGAGUAUUUGAUGCCAAGACUCUCACCUGGAAGGGCAUCCAGGAUGUGACUCUGUGUGCAGCCUGUGCCCCUCCGGGUGGGGGCCGUCAGAACCUCAGCCCCCGUCUGCUAAGACACUUCUCUGUCCUGCUGCUGCCACACCCCUCUAGCAACACCAUGCAACACAUCUUCCAGGUCCAACUCGGGAAGUUCUUUGGUAUCAGAGAUUUCUCCAAGGAGGUGCGUAAAUGCAGAGAGGCCUUGGUGUCUGCCUCCAUCACUGUCUACAAUGAGAUGUGUCAACGUAUGAUGCCCACUCCAGCCAAAUACCACUACACAUUUAACCUCCGAGACCUGUCCAAGGUGGUCCAGGGCCUGAUGCAGGCCAGCGACUCUGAGCUAAACUCAGAGGAGGCUGCAGCCUACCUGUUUUCCCACGAGACCUCCAGAGUGUUCCACGACCGCCUGGUCAACGAGCAGGACAGAGAACUGUUCUUUCAGAUACUGUCCAACGAGCUGCACAGUUACUUCAAGGUGUCCUGGCCACCAGAGGAGCUGAUGAGAGAACCCAUAGCAUUCGGAGACUUCCUGGAUAUGAGCAUCCCAACUGCUUCUAGGAUCUAUAAGCAAAUGCCAGAGUUGAAGAAGAUCCAGGCUGUACUGGAGGAGUGUCACGCUAGUCAUGGAAGGAAAGCCUCUCAGUUCCCCAUGGUGUUUUUCAGGGAGGCAGUGGAACACAUCACUAGAGCCGCCCGGGUCUUCAGAUUGAAGGGAGCACACAUGAUGCUGAUUGGACUGGAUGGCACAGGGAAGGAGGAGUGUGUGACUCUGGCCUGUCAUGUGUCUGGAAGCCAUCUCUACAGGCUGUCUGUCUGCCGGAACUGCAGCUACUCAGACUUCAGAGAUGACCUCAAGAGGGUGUUCAGACAGGCCGGGAUCCAACGUAAAAACACUGUGCUGCUCAUCACUGACUCAGACAUUGUCAAGGAGUCAGUCCUUGAGGAUCUGAACUGCAUUCUGAAAUAUGGUGAUGUCCCUGGCCUGUUUGACAAUGAUGAGAUUGAUUCAAUCACUGUGGAUCUCAAGUCAACCAUGGAGAGCUCUAUCGGUGAAAAUAGAGAGGAGAUGUACUCUUAUUUCAUAGAGCAAGUUCAUCAGAGACUACACAUCGUCCUGGCCCUGAGCCCUGCUGGGAUGCGUCUGAGACAGUACUGUUGGGCCCACCCGGCCCUGCUCUCCUGUUGUAACAUAGACUGGUACAGUGAGUGGUCUAAAGAUGCUCUGCUGCAGGUAGCCAACAGCACCUACAUCAACUCUGACCACUUUGACUGGCUCGGACAGGUCCUGCAGAACAAGGUAGCCAGAGUAUGUGUGGAUAUCCACCAGAGCUCAACCCAGAUGGCUGCUCAGUAUCUGCAGGAGAUGAGAAGGCCCUACUACAUAGUCCCCAGCACUUUCAUCGAGUACAUAGACACCUUCACCAAGAUGUGUCGUUCAGAGGGGUCUAAGCUCCAUAAUGUCAGAGAUCGUUUUAGUAACGGACUCUCUAUAUUAUCUGAGGCAACAUCUCUAGUCACUGUCAUGCAAGAUGAACUUCUAGCUCUAGGCCCACAGAUAGAGGAGAAGUCAAAGGAAAUAGAGAUAUUGAUGGGUAAACUGAAAGAGGAUUCUCAAGCUGUGGAACAAGUCCGAGCCAUCGUCAAAAUCGAAGAAGACAUGAUGGUGCAAGAAACACGUAUCGUUCAUGAAUAUGCAGAGGAUGCCACGGCAGAUUUGAAUAAAGUUUUGCCUCUGCUGGAGAAAGCAGUUUCAGCUUUAGAUGCUCUGCAAAAGAGCGACAUUUCAGAAAUAAGAGUAUACACCAAGCCUCCAGAACUGGUCCUGACAGUGAUGCAUGCAGUCUGCAUCCUGCUACAGCAGAGGCCUGACUGGACUACAGCUAAACAGCUGCUAGGAGACCCUGGCUUCCUCAAGAGACUGGUCUGCCUGGACAAAGACAGCCUGCCAGAGAAGGUGUUUCUGAAGUUGAGGAGGUAUUCUAAGUGUCCUGACUUUAACCCUGCCAAGGUGGGCAUGGUGUCUAUAGCCUGUCGUUCUAUGUGCCUCUGGGUGCUGGCUUUGGAGCACUACCAUGAAGUGUACAAGAUAAUUGAGCCCAAACGGAACAAAGUCAACGUGGCCCAAGCAGCAUUGGUGAAAUCAGAAUCUAAUCUGAUGAAAAAGCAGAAAAGACUAUUGAAGAUCGAGGAGCAUCAGAAAGCUUUGGAGGACCGCUACGAUGCCAGUGUGUCUGAGAGACAGGAGCUGGGGAGACGUAAAGAGAGGACCACGAACAGAGUGCAGAGAGCUGCUUCACUCAUAUCAGCCCUGUCUAAUGAAAAGGAUCGCUGGGAGAAGGCAGUGUGUGACCUGGACAACAAGCUGCAGCACAUAGUGGGUGACGUCAUGGUUUCCUCAGCGUUCAUCACGUACUGUGGACCUCUGACGGCCGACUACCGUAAAGCCAUGGUGAAGAAGUGGCUGGACUUCUGCCACAACAUGGAGAUCCCUGUCUCUCCUCAGUACACCUUCACCUCAGCCAUGACCGAGAAGAACCAGGUGAGACACUGGCAGAACACAGGCCUGCCACCAGAUCAGAACUCCACAGAGAAUGCUUUGAUCGUGAAGAACGGUCCCCACUGGCCCCUGCUGAUUGACCCCCAGGGCCAGGCCACCAGGUGGAUAAGCUCUAUGGAGGGGGUCAGGCUCAGGAAGAUGCUGGCCUCAGACCCCAACUAUAUGAAGACAGUGGAGAGGGCCAUUCGCAUGGGGGACGCUGUCCUUAUUCAGGAUGUUCUUGAGAACAUAGAUCCCUGUCUUCAGCCAAUCCUGAUCAAGAACCUUACAAUACGUGACGGUCAAUCAUUCAUCAAAAUUGGAGACACUGAAAUUGAGUACAAUCCCAACUUUAGGCUCUACCUGGCCACCUGUCUGCCCAACCCCCACUUCCUCCCAGCAGUGUGUGUCCUGGUGAAGCUGAUCAACUUCUCAGUAGAGUACGAGUGUCUGCAGGAGCAGCUGCUGUCCAGCGCGGUGUCUCUGUAUCAGCCAGAGCUAGAGCUGCACCACAACCAGCUCCUCCACACUAUUACUGCUGACCUGUUCACCCUUCACGAGCUGGAGAACAGGUCCCUGCUGCUGCUGCAGGACACCCAGGGACACAUAUUGGACGACCAGGACCUCGUUGAUAACCUGAAAAAGUCCAAGGUCACCUCCAAUGAGAUCUCCGUGCGAGUUGAGACGGCUAAGGACAAGGAGAAGGAGAUCGACGAGGUCCGCAAGAAGUACCUCCCUAUCGCUAACCGUGGUGCAGACCUGUAUUUUGUCCUGGCUGACCUCACCCAGAUCAACUACAUGUACCAGUUCUCCCUGGACUGGUUCAAUGACAUGUAUGUGAAAGCUUUGCAGGUGGCUACGGAAGGCCAGGAGUGGCCCACCCUGGACGUGUCCAUGCCUGUGACGGGCACCCUGUGCCCGGCUGGAGCUAAAAGCCUGAGGAGGGCUGUGGUGGUGCCUGGAACAUGUGCUCCCAACAUGGGGGACUUUAACCUUCGUCUCCUCAAGAUGAUGAACACCAUCACUGAGAGUAUAUACAAGGUAACAGUAUUGAUGAUGAUGAACGCCAUCACUGAGAGUAUAUACAAGGUAACAGUAUUGAUGAUGAACGCCAUCACUGAGAGUAUAUACAAGGUAACAGUAAUGAUGAUGAUGAACGCCAUCACUGAGAGUAUAUACAAGGUAACAGUAUUGAUGAUGAACGCCAUCACUGAGAGUAUAUACAAGGUAACAGUAAUGAUGAUGAUGAACGCCAUCACUGAGAGUAUAUACAAGGUAACAGUAUUGAUGAUGAACGCCAUCACUGAGAGUAUAUACAAGGUAACAGUAUUGAUGAUGAACGCCAUCACUGAGAGUAUAUACAAGGUAACAGUAUUGAUGAUGAACGCCAUCACUGAGAGUAUAUACAAGGUAACAGUAUUGAUGAUGAACGCCAUCACUGAGAGUAUAUACAAGGUAACAGUAAUGAUGAUGAACGCCAUCACUGAGAGUAUAUACAAGGUAACAGUAUUGAUGAUGAACGCCAUCACUGAGAGUAUAUACAAGGAAGUGUCCCUGGCCCUGUUUGUGGACGACCAGGUGGUUUUCUCCUUCCUGAUGUGUUGUAACAUCAUGAAGACCAACAAGCACAACAUGAUAGUGGGCAGCACUGAGUUCCUGCCUGCUGAAGAGUGGAAGAUAUUCCUACACUCUGCUGUGCUGGCCAGCAUGAUGGACUCAAAGAGAGCCGAACAGGAGGAAGGGGAGCUCCUAGGCGAGCGUCCGGACCACCCGUGGCUGACAGACAGCAUGUGGGCACAGUGCCAGUACCUGUGUGCCAACCUGCCCUGCUUCGCCACCCUCUACAAGUCCAUCCAGACCAACCGUUUGCAGUGGGAACUGUUCCAGCAGGCUAGGAACCUCUAUGAGUUCCUCAGUGAGCCCUACACUGGACACGCUGGUUCUGGUACUGAAGGAGAGUCAUCCCAGUCAGCAGCAGCCUCGAAGGACAGGCAUCUCACCAAGUGUGUCCACAUCUUCCCCUGGGAGAGCCUCUCAGGCUUCCAGAAGAUCAUCUUGGUGAAGAUCCUGAGGCCUGAGUGUCUGAACACGGCAGUGAAAGCCUUUGUCAUAGAGAAGAUGGGUUCUAAGUACCUGGAGGUUGGAAAGAUCUCCCUGAGAGAGGUGUAUGAGCGCUGCUCUGCCAACGUGCCCAUCGUAUUCCUCCUCUCCCCUGGCAUGGACCCAGCUUCCCUCCUGGUGCGUCUGGCCCAGGAGCUGAGGGGUAGCAGCCUGCACCUGGACAUGGUGUCUCUGGGUCAGGGCCAGGGCCCCAGGGCAGAGGAGCUCAUUUACAAGGCCCAGGUCCUCAAGGGCCGCUGGGUCUUCCUGCAGAACUGCCACCUGGCCUCCUCCUUCAUGCCCAGACUGCAGACUGUCGUCAACUCGUUGAAGUGGAAAGGCUCAGACCUGGACCCUCACUUUCGUCUGUGGCUGUCCUCUAAACCAGACCCAGUGUUCCCUGCCUCCAUCCUGCAGAGAGCCAUUAAGAUAGCUGUGGAGCCUCCUCGAGGUCUGAAGGAGAAGCUCCUCCACACCUUCAGUCCCAGUGGAGAGGUGACCGAGAGGAGCUUCUGUAAAAUGGACUGCAGCCCAGCCUGGAAGACUUUGCUCUUCAGCCUCUGCUUCUUCAACGCCAUCGUGCAGGAGAGAAAGAAGUACGGCCCUCUGGGGUGGAACAUACCCUACACCUUUACAUCUUCUGACCUGGAGGUGUCCAUGCUGAACCAGGAGAGUCUCCUGCGGGCUGCGGAAGGUUCUGAGCUGCCAUGGGCGGCCCUACGCUACCUGACGGGUGAGGUGAUCUACGGAGGGCGUGUCACCGACCCCUGGGACCGCCGCUGCCUGCUUACCAUUCUUCACCGCUGCUAUACCCCCUCGGUCCUGCAGGACGGACACAGCUUCUGUCAGGCUCAGGGCUACCCUCCCUUCCCUAAAGACGCCAGCUGGCCCCAGUGUAGAGCCUACAUAGAGAACAUGCCCGACAAAGACCUGGCAGAGGUGUUUGGCAUCGACAGCAGUGCAGAGACGGUGAUACUGCAGAACCAGACCCAGCAGUUGCUGCACACUAUCGUCAACCUGCAGCCCAGGCUCUCUGAUAGCAGCCUGCUGGUCAGAGACAGACAGUGCCAAGAUAGCGUAGUUCUGAGGAUGGCCAUGAACAUCCUGAAGAAACUACCAGAGACAGUGGAGGUUGAUCGUGUCACAGAGAAAACACUAUUCCUCAGAGACAUCAUCGCCAAAGUCAACUUUGCGGAAUCAUCUUCCUCUGACCAGGGUGAGAGAUGCACAGCCUCGGCCUCUUCUGCCCUGCUGGUGAUCCUGCGACAGGAGAUUGACCGGUUUAACUACCUCCUCUGUGUGGUGCGCUCCAGCCUCCUUUCCUUCUCUGCCUCCAUCAGAGGAGAGGUGCUGAUGAGUGAGGCUCUGGCGGAGGUCUACACUGCCCUGCUCACCAUGAUCGUACCAUCAGACUGGAAGCACUGCUCGUACGAGUCGUGCAUGGCUCUGGGUUCUUGGAUCCAGGACCUGGAACAGAGAGUGUGGUUCUUCAGAGCCUGGGCAGACAACAUCAAGAUCAACCUUAUAGAAAAGAUACCUAUUAUUAGUGGAGGAGUCUACUCUCUGAACCGUCCACCUAAGACUGACCUGCAGCAGAGCCUCAAGAACAGGAAGCCUCGCUCCUACUGGCUCUCUGGGUUCUUCUUUCCACAAGGUUUUCUGACAGCUGUUCUCCAGAACAGUGCUCGACAGAAGAAUGUGCCUGUAGACUCUCUGUCUUUCACCUAUCAUGUUCAACCCGUGGAUGAGAGCUGGAGCAAAGUGGCAGACAAAACUAAACUCCUUUUUGAGGGCCCAGCUCCACCAGAUGAGGGCGUGUUGGUGUAUGGGCUGUACCUUGACGGAGCCAGCUGGGACCCUGUCUCUCACACCCUGCAGGAGCUUCAGCACAACAUCAAACACUGCCCUGUGCCUGAGAUACACUUCCUACCCUGCCAGGUCACGGAGGAUGCUGUGGCCGUGCCUACUACAGAGUCUCCUGGGGACCUCCAGUUCUAUGACUGUCCCCUGUACCGUACCUUCAAGCGGGCAGGCUUCCUCUCCUCCUCAGGCAUCUCUACCAACUUCAUCACAUCCGUGUCUCUACCCACCUUGGAGUGUCCUACUCACUGGGUCUUCAGGGGCACUGCCCUCCUCUGCCAACCUAAUGAAUGAACAAACUCAAUACCAACUGUUUACACUAAGCUAUGAGUGAAGUCAUUACCAAAUAAAGACUGUUUCAAAGUAAGGACUGUGAAACGUGAAAUACUUUUAAAAAUGUUUAUUUUCUCAUUUUCUAAACACUGAAAAUGUCUCAAGUAUUGUUUGAACAUAUUUUGUUGCCAUACCUACUUACACACCAGACCAACAUGACAAAGUCGCCCACUGGAACACAUUAUUGAAAGAACAAGUACUCAGUUCCACAAAUAACAGAAAGCUAUUUUCUCAUUGACUGGGCGCACAGCGAUAACCAGCAGUACUCAAGUAGUUCUCUUGUGUUUCCUCAGGAGUUAUGUCUUCGUUUGUCACACUCUGACCAUGAUUUGCUUGUUUCUAUGUUUUGUUUGGUCAGGGUGUGAUAUGAGUGGGCAUUCUAUGUUGUAUGUCUAGUUAGUCUAUUUCUAUGUGUUUUGGCCUGAUAUGGUU
Molecule: messenger RNA, 14483 nt
Organism: Oncorhynchus tshawytscha (Chinook salmon)
Lineage: Eukaryota; Metazoa; Chordata; Actinopteri; Salmoniformes; Salmonidae
Product: dynein axonemal heavy chain 6
Exons: 84
Coding region: 3-14012 (4669 amino acids)
Biological process (GO): microtubule-based movement
Cellular component (GO): dynein complex
Molecular function (GO): dynein light intermediate chain binding; ATP hydrolysis activity; minus-end-directed microtubule motor activity
Source: RefSeq, a predicted model, not a curated record